CUCACUUCUUCUUCUUCUUCUUCUUCUUCUUCUUCCUCCUCUGUCUUUGCGCCCAAACCAAAACCCCACACAAAAGCCCUCUCUUUUGUUAUCUUCUCUCUUCUGAAACUAGGGUUUUUUAAUUUCUCUGAGUGAUGUGAAAUGCUCGGUUAAGGAGGAAACGAUGCAGAAGAUUCUGUGCAAAAGUACUACUUGUUCAACCCCUGUUCUCUCUACUCCGGUGAACUCUUUCGCCGCCGGUUUCAUCUCACUAGGGGUUAAGACCCACGUCAAAAAUCUCACUCCUUGUUCCACUCCUAAACCUUUAUCCACUUGUUUCUUCUCUACUUCCGCUAUGCCGACGAAGACGGCUUCUAUUUCUUCAGGCGGUGUUGGUUUCUCUGCUUAUCUACAGAGGAGUGUUCAUAGACCAGCAGCGCCGGCGUCGCUACGGUUCUCAACAGCUGGUUACCGGGCCUGCCGGUGUUCAAUCGACGGUGGAACCCCUAGUACGAACCGGGCUUGGGUCGGUCGAACCGGGACGUGGCGUGCGUUUUUUUGCUCGGAGUCUAACGGUGGCGUAAGUACGGUUUAUGCUACUGCUGGAGCAGUGGUUGAGAGCGAGGAAGAGUCUGACGGAGAAGAUGAAGAGGAGAAAGAUGAAAAGCCUGUGAGGAUGAGCCGUCGAAGUCGGAGUUCUAGUGGAAGUGGUGACUUUAUCGGUAACCCAGAUUUGCUGAAGAUUCCUGGAGUGGGUUUAAGGAAUCAGAGGAAGCUUGUUGAUAAUGGGAUUGGAGAUGUUGCAGAGCUCAAGAAGCUCUAUAAAGAUAAGUUCUGGAAAGCGAGUCAGAAGAUGGUUGAUUAUCUUAGGAGCUCUGUUGGGAUUAUACAUAGGAACCAUGCGGAGAGUAUAACAACGUUUAUCAAAGAGAGUGUGGAUGAUGAGCUAAAGGAUUCUGGCCCUGAACCUAAUCUGAAUGCAAAGAAACGUUUGACGUUUUGUGUUGAAGGGAACAUUAGUGUCGGUAAAUCAACUUUUCUUCAGAGAAUAGCCAAUGAGACGGUGGAGUUACAAGACCUCGUUGAGAUUGUUCCUGAGCCAGUUGCUAAGUGGCAAGAUGUUGGACCUGACCAUUUCAAUAUCUUGGAUGCUUUCUACUCUGAGCCUCAGAGGUAUGCUUAUACUUUCCAGAACUAUGUGUUCGUCACUCGGCUAAUGCAGGAGAAAGAGUCUGCUUCUGGGGUGAAACCUCUCAGGCUGAUGGAAAGGAGUGUCUUCAGUGACAGAAUGGUGUUUGUGCGUGCGGUUCAUGAAGCUAAGUGGAUGAACGAGAUGGAGAUCAGCAUCUAUGAUUCGUGGUUUGAUCCGGUUGUCUCUUGUUUACCUGGACUUGUUCCUGAUGGGUUUAUAUACUUGAGGGCGAGUCCAGACACUUGCCACAAGCGGAUGAUGCUCAGGAAACGAACUGAAGAAGGUGGAGUCUCGUUGAAGUACCUCCAAGAUUUGCACGAGAAACAUGAGAGCUGGCUUCUCCCGUUUGAGAGCGGAAACCAUGGUGUGUUGUCUGUUAGUAAACCGUCUUUACACAUGGACAGCUCUCUGCAUCCUGAUAUAAAAGACCGCGUCUUUUACUUGGAAGGGAAUCAUAUGCAUUCUAGUAUCCAGAAAGUAAGUAAAGCUACCUUAUUUUUUUAUGUUUGUGCUAGGAGUCUAGAGAUGGAUNUCUGCUGA
Camelina sativa (false flax) is the source of this 1711-nucleotide messenger RNA. Lineage: Eukaryota; Viridiplantae; Streptophyta; Magnoliopsida; Brassicales; Brassicaceae. The record is from RefSeq and is a predicted model, not a curated record.